Molecule: messenger RNA, 432 nt
Organism: Porites lobata
Lineage: Eukaryota; Metazoa; Cnidaria; Anthozoa; Scleractinia; Poritidae
Source: the annotation of a GenBank genome assembly
AUGAAGAAUCUUCUUACCUUACCAGCACCUUCAACAGCUCGUCUGGCAGGUUUAGAUUUACUCGUCUUCCCUUUGGACCCUGUGUUAGACAGGAUAUUUUCCAACAGAAGAUGGAUUUUAUCCUUGAGAAAUGCCCGGGAACAGUUGGUAUUGCUGCCGACAUUGCAGUUCAUGGUCCUACUGGGAAAGAACAUACAUGUAAAUGCCAAUUUGCACAACCUGAUGCUAGUCGCGCAGGAGCACGGACUAGUCUUCAACCUAGACAAAUGUGUUAUUAAAGAAAGAAUGAUAACAUUCUUUGGAAUGUUAUUCGAUGCUGGCGGAAGCUAUUCGAGCCAUCCAGGUCCCACAGGAUGCCCAAGAACUCCAGUUCUUCCUUGGUAUAGCAACAUACAUGGCUCCUUUCAUUCCAAAUCUGUCUGCUUUGUCUGA